Cantharellus anzutake is the source of this 405-nucleotide messenger RNA. RefSeq lists its product as uncharacterized. The transcript has a single exon. The annotation marks the transcript as partial. The record is from RefSeq and is a predicted model, not a curated record. NCBI's taxonomy places the organism in Eukaryota, Fungi, Basidiomycota, Agaricomycetes, Cantharellales, Hydnaceae.
AGCUCGCGCAUUUCUUCGAAGGUACCCCCUAGUCCCGGGACCAAAGGCCUCGACCUUUCGUCCAUGUCUAAGCACGCACUCAACGACAAAUCUAGGAACCCCAGGGGGGCUUGCCUCCCAGAGGCAAGUUGAAUGUCAAUGGUCCGCAUUUUCCACCUAAGUCUGUUUCGAUUAUAUCAAGUAUGGCACUGGCUUAUUGGGGCGGUAGGACUGGUCGAUACCAGCGAAUCCCCCGUCACCCAACCUGUCAGAGGAGACGUACGCCUGGCGUCAUCCAACUCAGACGCGCAGACAUGCCCGACGAGUCGCAAGCGAAGAACAUUCUUUGCCGUUGGCCCAGCCACAGCGGUCGUCAAUAUGGAGUCAUCAGGUAACACAGGAUGCCCCAAGAACUUGAGAUCGGAU